This is a messenger RNA of Juglans microcarpa x Juglans regia, 2350 nucleotides long. RefSeq names its product YTH domain-containing protein ECT4. Gene Ontology annotation, cellular component: cytoplasm. Gene Ontology annotation, biological process: mRNA destabilization. The record is from RefSeq and is a predicted model, not a curated record. The transcript has 8 exons. The coding region runs from base 253 to 2190 and encodes 645 amino acids. NCBI's taxonomy places the organism in Eukaryota, Viridiplantae, Streptophyta, Magnoliopsida, Fagales, Juglandaceae. Gene Ontology annotation, molecular function: mRNA binding.
AUGUGCAUAUGCCAUCAUUGCUGCCAAGGGAUAGACAUAGAUAUUAUUAUAUCUGUCCUGUGAUUAGAUUCUUGUGCUGGUUUUGAAGAUCCUUGCCUUUUUUCGUAGUUUGAUGGCGGCAAGUCCAGAUCGUACCCCUGGUGUGCACGCGUGGAUUUGUGCUCACAUGUUUAUAGCGUCAAGUUUUCCUAUGCCCAAAUUUAGCUUUGGGUUGUCAAUAAUUUGUACUUCCUGUGUUUUUAAGACUCUACUAUGUCACUGAGCUUACUGAUCAUGGAUGCAGAAGAGAAACCUUCUCAACCUGAUAACAAUAAUGAACAGCCUCAUCCAAUAAAGAAUGAGAUUGCAGUUGCUCCUAACAGUUCUCAGGAUGCUGCCACAGUAGUCCAUCCAAGGGAUGCUGCAGGUCUAACAGGUUCAUUUGCUUCAAGUGGAGAUCGCUCUGUUUACCCACCUAACGUCUAUGCUCCUCAGGCCCAGCCCUUCUACUAUCGAGGUUAUGACAGUGCAAGUGGUGAAUGGGAUGAAUAUCCUCCAUAUGUCAAUGCUGAGGGAAUGGAAAUCGGAUCUCCUGGUGUCUACAAUGACAACCCUUCUCUGCUGUUCCAUUCUGGAUAUGGAUACAACCCGCAAAUGCCAUAUGGACCAUAUUCCCCAGUCACAACACCGUUGCCUUCUGUAGGUGGAGAUGCACAGUUAUACUCCCCCCAGCAGUUUCCAUUCUCUGGGCCACCUUAUUACCAGCAGUUAGUCCCACCUAGCAUGCCAUAUUCACCAACACCAGUUUCACAGCCAGAGCUCACCGUUGACCAACAAGGUGAUGGUAUGCUUUUUGGACAAAGGCCUGGUUUUCCACCUGCGGGAUCCUUCAGCAGAGGCAGUUUUCCUGGUGGCCUAGGUUUUCAUGAUUCUCUGCAAGGGAUUGAAGGAGUAAGAUCUGGAGGAAUUUGGUCAGAUUGGUCUAAACCUUCAGACAGGCAGAGGUCUUUUAUGCCUUUCUCACCAGCUGUAUCUCCACAGCCUGUUGGUUCACUUGGGUCAUUUGGACAGAAUGUUGGAAUGGCUUCUCAACAGCAAAAACCAUUGUAUGGGUAUGGCUCUGGUUUGAACCCCUAUAACCGAGGCUAUCUGCCUAGUGGUUUCAAUCAGGGGUCAAGCUUUGGAAGUGCGUCCAUUUCCAGUUUGGGAUCGAAUGGUCGGAGCUGGCUUUCAAUGGAGAAUAGCAAAAGACACCUCAGGGAAAGUGGUUCUCUGUGCAGUUGUAAUGGUACUCCUGACAUCCUCAGUGAGCAGAACCGAGGACCAAGAGCCUCAAAGCCAAAGAGUCAAACCAUAGCUGACACUAAUCCUUCCGUUGAAAAUAAUAAGCGUAGCUCUUCUACUGCCAAGAUCCCUGAUGAUUCACUCAACCGACCAGAUUUUGUCACAGAGUACAAUGAUGCUAAGUUCUUCAUCAUAAAAUCUUACAGUGAGGAUAAUGUUCAUAAGAGUAUCAAAUAUGGUGUCUGGGCCAGCACACCAAAUGGGAAUAGAAAAUUAGAUGCUGCUUAUCGUGAAGCUCAGGAGAAGCAAGAUACUUGCCCAAUCUUUCUAUUCUUUUCGGUGAAUGCCAGUGCUCAGUUUUGUGGGGUGGCUGAAAUGUUUGGACCUGUUGAUUUUGACAAGAGUGUGGAUUAUUGGCAGCAAGAUAAAUGGAGUGGGCAAUUUCCUGUGAAGUGGCAUAUGAUCAAAGAUGUCCCAAACAGUCAGUUCCGUCACAUUGUACUUGAAAAUAAUGACAACAAGCCUGUAACUAACAGUCGGGACACACAGGAGGUGAAGUUGGAGCAGGGUAUUGAGAUGUUGAACAUUUUCAAGAAUUAUGAAACGGAUAUGUCCAUUCUAGAUGAUUUUGAUUUUUAUGAGGAGAGGCAGAAAGCCAUGAAAGAAAGGAAAGCUCGACAACAAGCGGGUCUGAUGACUGUUGGAGUAGUUGGAGACAGUGAACACAGAAAUGCUGUUACACUAUCGGGUGAUUUCAUCAAGCAGAUGUCAAAGAGUUUUGCUCAAGUCGUUUGCAUGGACGAGGGUAGCAAAGAGGUAACAACUCUUGCGGAAAGAGCUAAUUCUGCCUCAGAUGGCUCAAUGGGUGCCAGAGUCAAACUUGAAGAUUCUAUUACAGCAGCUGUCUCUCCAACUCAUACCAGUUAGGAGGACAUGUCAAUGCUGGGAGCUUUUUGCAGGCUUGCUUGCUGUACCGUAUGUGAUUACAAACUCGGUUACUACUCUUUUUGAGGACCAAUAUUAUAUAUUUGUUAGAACAUAAGGUUUGCCAGUAUUUAAAUGAAAAGGUCUCAGAUUUUACGAAGCC